GCGACUGCGGCCGGGCUGCCCCCGUUCCUCACCGUGGAGUUUUCGCGCCCGGCGGACUCGAUCGAGGCGCUGGCAGAGGCGAUGUCCAUGUUCGGGGGCGUGCAGAUCCUGUGCCAACCGCUUGUCGAGAGGGCCGGCGGCAUCUGCAGGAAGCCGGGCAGCGGCUGCUACUACGCGGAACGCGGCGGGGACGAUCAUUUGCUGGUCCGCGUGCACUUCCCGUCAAGGCACACGUACCGCCGGGCCACGACAGUGAGCGUGCAGGUACGGGAGGCCACGAAGGUCGUGACGGCCAAAGGGAUCAGACAGAACUUCGUCAAGUUCGCGCAGGCGUGA
Molecule: messenger RNA, 336 nt
Organism: Prorocentrum cordatum
Lineage: Eukaryota; Dinophyceae; Prorocentrales; Prorocentraceae
Source: the annotation of a GenBank genome assembly